AAUGUGAAGCUGUGAUGUAAACACCAGCUGGCGCGGGCCGUCCAGUCUCCUGUCAGUGCUGCUGCUCUGCUACCGACAUUAUACACCUCCAAGCCACAAUAAUUUGGAACAUAAUGUCAUCAAACGGCACAGCAUGUGGCGAAGCAGUAAACGAAAGAAGAAAUCAUUUGAAUUGCACGCAUCGUUAAGGAAGAAGAAAAUACAGCUGCCAUCAUGAGUGAUUUGGAAGUGAGCAGCUCUAACUCGGAGCCUGUGUCUGAUGUUAACCCUGAGGAGAUGGCCAGAUUGAUGGCUGAUCUGGAUGAGAUAGACAAUGAUCUAUUUAAGAACACACUGAAAUCUUCUGCAAAGUCUGCAGAUGGAAGUACAGCUCCUAAAACACAAGAUAAAAAAGAUUUUAAAAAGCAGGUGACUUCUGAUAAGAAACCAGUGACAUCAGCAAAAAAAGCAACAGCGAAGCCUUUGGAAGAUGAUGAUGAAGAUUGGGAUGCUGAUGACCUCUUGCAGUCAGAUGAUGAAGUCAAGCCCCGAGGACCAUCGGCUAAAAAGUUGGAGUCGUCAGAAGCAAUUAAAUCUUCACCUGCAAAAGCUGCUAAUUUUAGGAAAAAGGAUGGGUUGGACAUUCCCGAGUCCAGUAAGACGACAACGACGACAUCUAAAAGUAAACUAAUGGCUGAUUUGUUCAGUGAAAAUUCUGAAGAUGUCACUAAAGACACUAAAAUGAAUAAAUCUCCUAGUGCUUAUGAAUUUAAGAAGGAUAAGAGUAAGUUGAUGACGGAUUUAUUUGGAGAGACUGAUGGCUCUAGUCCUGAUAAAUUGAAACCAUCCACUGGAGGAGGUCAGAAUGGUUUAGGGAGAACAGCUGCAAGGAGAGGGCCAGCUAAAAAGGCUAAAGAUGACAUUGUAUUUGAUGAUGAUGAUGACUUACUAGGUGGCUUGGGUGAAACUAGAGGGAAGCCUGGCCCAGUCAAAGACUCUGGCAAGAGUGGAAGUUUUUUAGAUAGUCUGUUGAAGAAAGGCAGCUCUGAAAAUCCCAAGGCAAAAAAAGAAAAGUCUCCAGAGUUUGUUUUAGAUGAUAAGUAUAGAAAUAUGGGCAAGAAUGUUAAAGACGAGAAGAGAGAUUUUGGGGGAUAUGUACCUUCAGCCAGCAAGCUAGACAGUCCACUGAGAAGAACUCCAAACAAAUCGGUCUCUAAUGAUAACUUUGACCUCUUUAGUGAUAAGGAACCAAAAAGACGAAAUCCACGGUCAGCAUCCCAUAGAAAGACGUUUGAAGUAGAUGAUGAUGAUAUUUUGGGAAAUAUUCGAUCUCGCAAAGAAGGUAACAAAGAUGGUAGUCAGAGUUUGAAGACAAAAGACACGGCAAAAGGGAUUACAAAAUCUCCAGCUAAAGUUCAAAAUAAAGAUGACUGGCUUUUUGGUGAUUCAGGGUCAGUGACAGAUUCUGCAAAGAAAAAUAUAGAUGACACUCAAGUUACAGCUUCCAUUGAGAAAGUAGAUGAUAGUAUUAUAAAACCUUCCCCCAGCAAAAGUCAGGAUUGGUUAGGAAAUCUUUUGGCCAGCAGCACGAAAUCGCCUAUGAAGGCUGCAUCUCGGGACAGUUCUCCAAAUCUGAAGCAGUUGGAUGUGUCUCGCAGUGUUCCAGGGUCUGCUUCUCCCAGUGCACUGAGAGCAGACAUUAGAGCGAGCAGUGUGUCUCUCACUCCCUCUGCCAAUCAUGGUACUCAAGCAUCUCCUAUCCCUGCAGCCAAUUUGCCCCUUGUAAUGCCCACAGUUACAGGCAUAGCCCAUCCUGCCCCAGCUGUUGUGUCUACUGUGCCUGCCAUGUCUUCUACAGUUGAAGCAGGAAAUUUGUACAAAAAAUUGGAGCAUCAGUUUUCAACGCAACAGGAAGAGGUCAAUGCUCAGGCAGCAGCCAUUGCAGCUCAACUGCAACAAAAUCAAAAUCAGCUUGAGAUGCACAUGGCUCAACAGCUUCAACAGCAACAGCAGCAAAUGGCAGAUAUGAUGAAAAGAUAUAAGGAUGCAGUUUCAACAUCACAUUUAAAUACUCCCCUACCACUAAAUAAUGAAGAUGAUCGCCAUAAAGUUGUGCAAGUUGACUUAAGAACAGCAGAAGUUGAGGUUGAAAAAUUAAAGGCCGAGCUGAAUCUUCUUCGUAAACAACAUGCAGAAGAAAUUGCAAUGCUCGAGGAUGGUUACAGGCGAAAAAUGGAUGUGGAGAAGGAAGUCUGGGGUCGGGUGGAAAAGCGUUUAAGGGAAGAACGUGAUAGUUUGUUGUCCGACUUCCAGAUAAAGAUAUCAUUGGUGCAGGAGGAGAAGGAGAAUUUGGCAUCCUCAUAUGAAGCUCAGGUUGCAAGCAUCAAGUCAGAGUGGUCUCAAGCAGUGGAACGCACAAAAGAAUUAUAUUCAGGAAUGAUAGAGAGAAUGAAGGAAGAGCACCAUGCUGCCCUGGAGAGAAUUUCUCAGCUCAAGGAAUUGGAAUUGAAAGCCAUAUUGUCUGCAACGGGACAAGUCAGAGAGGUUGAGGCAGUGAUGACGCAGUUGGAGAGCAAUACAUCUAAUUUAUCCGAAUUAACAGCCUCCAUCAACACCCGCCAUGACUCUGCCUUGGAAUUGACUCAGAGGGCUCUUAAGAUGAAGGAGAAACAGUUGCAAGAAUUUGAGGCACAAUUAGCAACAUCACGUGCUGAAUCGGAAAAUGAAAGACGACGACUUAGUACCCUCAUACAAAGACUUGAGAGCACUCUCAUGCAGCAAGGCUCCGAGGUUGAGAAAGAAAAAUGGAGGCUAGCUCAGGAACGAAUGAAAGUUGAAAUGGAACGCCAAGCAAUUACAGAAGAACGAAAGCACUUACAGACCAGUACAGAAACAGAACGACAGAAUUUAGCCAUUGCUCGGGAAAGCUUGAUGGCUGAACACCGGUCCUUGUUACAGUCAGUGAAUCAGCAAAAACAAGAAUUGGCCACUCAACAAGCACACAUAAGUAUCCAGCAGAAACUGGCACACAUUUCUGCUCCCGAGACGAACAUUACUGGAGGGAAUGUGAAUCAAAUGACUAUUGCUGCUGAGAUGACUGCCAUAAACGACAAGCACCGCUGCUUGCACGAGAAAAUUACUGCUGUAAACUACCAGGAGAAACGACUAAAAGAGGAGGAAACAAGGUUAGAGGAGUUGAGCCUCCAAGUCGACCAAGAGAAGACAAAGUUAAAACUGGAGCGAGAUAUCAUUGCCCAAGAGCAAAUGUUCCUGGCCCAGACUCGUAAAGAAAUUGAGACAGCAAGAACACAAGUUGAUGUUUGUCGGCACGAGCAAGAGGUUAAACUUAACCAGAUCACUUCACAGACUCGAGCUCUUCACGUACACCAAGAAAGAUUAGAAAACGAUCACUUGAAAUUAGAACAGUUAAGGGAAGAAGUGAUUCGUUUGUCUCAGCUUGGUUUAUGUGCUUCAUGCCAGGCAAGAGGAGCAGCAGAAUUUGUACUGGAUCGCAUGACAAAGUCAUAUAAUAGACGUCUCCCAGGAGAUGGUGGAGAAGGGCACAUCAAUAGCUCUUUCAAAGUGGAUAAUCAUUAUAAAGUAAAUAUGUCUCCAGCUUCAGUUCUUGCACGUUUAGCAGCUGCACGAGAACAUGAAAAUGUGGAACGAGAGAAGAAGCUUUUGCAAAUUUCUGCUAUGGAUUUUUCUUGACAUUUAUUGUUACUGUACAGUAAAGUACUAUACAGUAUUUAAUUUGACUUCCCCUCUGUGUGAUUUCAGAAAGACUUAUAGCUGUGAUGAAGCAUUUUUAUAAAUUUUAAAUACUAUAGUUGAUGAAGGUAAUAAAUUUCUGAAGGUGUUAUAGCUUAUCUACAACUCUUCUAAACAGUGUGUGACCUCUUUAAGAUGAUGUCAUCAGAGUGAAUUUAGGUUGUCUAUAAAUGCUUUAAAAUAACCAGACAGGUGGGUACUGAAACACACAGUAACAAGCAACAAAAUAUAUAUAUUCUUAAAAAUAAGUUACAUGAUACUGAAGUAACAAACAAUUUGUAAGAGACACUUGAGCUGGGAGGCUUAUGUAGGUGGAGUAUUAUAUUGACUGCUGAAGAUUUAUGAAAGUGAAAUACAUUACUGUAUCAUUCCCAUCAACCAGGUAUCUCAUGGAGGGCAUAGAUUACUCUAUGAUCCCUCUUGUCAUGAUGAAACCUAUCCUAUAUGUAGCCUCCCACUCUCUCUCUUAAUGAUAAUGAUUGUGUAGACUAAUUUAGUCUACUACUAUUGUCUGCCAUUCUCCAUCUAUGAGUGCCACUGUAUUUCAUACAUUUAUAUUCCUACAUCACUGUACAGUAUGCAGUAUAUUUAUUGAAUAAAAUUAUUGUUGUAACUGUUUCUUUCAUAUCUUGUACCAUGGAAUUUUAGUCCAGCAUCAGGAAAUCCUCACUUCUGGAUAAUUUAAAUUUAAAAUUAGCUUUUUGCAUAAUAAUCAGAACUUAUUUCAGAUUAUAUUCAAGGCCGUGUUGAAUUCCUGUUCCUAGAAAUAUUUUGUUAAAGUAUUUUUGUACAGUUUAUAAUAAUAAAGCACCUUACACAAA
This is a messenger RNA of Procambarus clarkii (red swamp crayfish), 4571 nucleotides long. Its product is annotated as fas-binding factor 1 homolog. Gene Ontology annotation, cellular component: centriole; ciliary basal body; ciliary transition fiber. The record is from RefSeq and is a predicted model, not a curated record. Lineage: Eukaryota; Metazoa; Arthropoda; Malacostraca; Decapoda; Cambaridae. Gene Ontology annotation, biological process: cilium assembly; establishment of epithelial cell polarity.